UCGCCUUACCUUCAGUGCGGGCUGGCUUUAGCCCCGCCUCCGUCUUCCCGAUACUUAAAGCGGUUGGUUGCUCUCCUGUCAGUCAGAGGAGCGGUCAGACAAUUGGCUCGCGGGCCUCUUCGAAGGUUUCUUUCGCUGGCGAUUGUCAGCUUGGCUGUAGGCUGCACAAGUGCCUUUUACUUUGAGGUGGAGGAUGUCGGACAGCAGCCUCGCAGAGCGCGGCGACAGGAGCGAGGAGCAGGUGUCUGGCGCUGAAGUCGUAGCCCAGGCCCUGAAAACGCAAGGUGUGGAGUACAUGUUUGGCAUCGUAGGCAUCCCAGUGACCGAAAUCGCCGUGGCUGCGCAGGGCCUGGGUAUCAGGUACAUUGGCAUGAGGAACGAGCAAGCGGCUUGUUAUGCAGCUUCUGCCAUUGGAUAUCUGACAGGCAGGCCAGGAGUAUGCCUUGUGGUUUCUGGCCCAGGUCUCAUCCACGCCUUGGGUGGUAUGGCAAAUGCAAACAUGAACUGUUGGCCCUUGCUUGUGAUCGGUGGUUCCUCUGAAAGAAGUCAGGAAACAAUGGGAGCCUUCCAGGAGUUUCCUCAGGUUGAAGCUUGUAGAUUAUAUAGCAAGUUCUCUGCCCGGCCAAGCAGCAUAGAAGCUAUUCCCUCUCUUAUUGAAAAGGCCGUGAGAAGCAGCAUUUAUGGCUGUCCAGGUGCAUGCUAUGUUGACAUACCUGCAGAUUUUGUAAACCUCCAGGUGAACGCAAAUUCUAUAAAGUACGUGGAGUGCUGCAUGCCACCUCCUGUUAGCAUGGCAGAAACCUCUGCUGUAUGUAUGGCAGCAUCUGUUCUCAGGAAUGCGAAGCAGCCUCUUCUUAUCAUUGGGAAAGGUGCUGCGUAUGCCCACGCAGAGGAGAGUAUUGGGAAAUUGGUUGAACAAUGUAAAUUGCCAUUUUUGCCCACCCCCAUGGGAAAGGGUGUUGUCCCUGACAACCAUCCGAACUGUGUCAGUGCGGCUAGAUCCAGGGCUUUACAAUUUGCUGACGUAAUUGUGUUAUUUGGUGCAAGAUUAAAUUGGAUUUUGCAUUUUGGACUGCCUCCACGAUAUCAACCAGAUGUGAAGUUUAUCCAGGUUGAUAUCCGUGCAGAAGAGUUGGGGAAUAAUGUAAGGCCUGCUGUCGCUUUGCUUGGAGACAUAAAUGCCGUAACUAAACAGCUUUUGGAACAAUUUGAUAAAACACCGUGGCAGUAUCCUCCAGAGAGCACAUGGUGGAAAACUCUAAGGGAAAAAAUGAAGAGCAAUGAAGCUGCAUCCAAGGAAUUAGCUUCCAAAAUAUCUCUACCUAUGAAUUAUUACACAGUAUUCUACCAUAUUCAAGAGCGACUACCCAGAGACUGUGUUGUGGUAAGCGAGGGAGCAAACACUAUGGACAUUGGACGCACUGUGCUUCAGAACUACCUUCCUCGUCACAGGCUUGAUGCUGGUACUUUCGGAACAAUGGGAGUCGGUUUGGGAUUUGCCAUUGCAGCCGCUAUAGUGGCUAAAGAUAGAAACCCAGAGCAGCGGGUCAUCUGUGUGGAAGGAGACAGUGCAUUUGGGUUUUCUGGCAUGGAAGUGGAAACCAUCUGCAGGUACAACCUGCCGAUCAUACUCUUGGUGGUGAAUAAUAAUGGAAUUUACCAGGGUGUUGAUGCAGGUACUUGGAAGGAGAUGUUAAAUUUUGGAGAAACUGCUACCGUGGCCCCUCCGUUGUCUCUUCUGCCGAACUCCCAUUAUGAGCAGGUCAUGACAGCAUUUGGGGGCAAAGGGUAUUUUGUACAAACACCAGAGGAACUCCAAAAAUCCCUGAGGCAGAGUCUGGCAGACACAACUCAGCCCUCUCUUAUCAACAUCAUGAUUGAGCCACAAGCCACGCGGAAGGCCCAGGAUUUUCACUGGCUGACCCGCUCUAAUAUAUGAAUAAAGAUGCCAGUGGGUGGUCUUGAGGAGUCUUCUCUUUCGUGCAAGAUGGAAUUUAUUUUCCACAGCAAAAUUACUAGCAUGUUAAGAUUGUAAAAAGAAAAAAAAAAUUUCUAAAAAGACAUUUUAUAGUAAAGGAAUUAAUUAAAACAAAGAAAAAAUUACCAGUAUUCUAUCGCCAAAACAACCAUUUGAAGAUGAAAAAAGUGGAGGGAUUUUAUUAAACAAUACCAUAGUGACUGCCUAACUGUGGUUUACACAUUGCUAUUCUUUUAUAUGAAUCCAUUCUUAAAGCUACAUAUCUUUCAAAAACGUCUUCCACAAGCAGGCAUCCAAGGCACGAGAAUUGGUCUCUAUUCACUUCACGCAACAGAGGAAGAAGGAGAGUCAGGAAUAGGAGGAGGACAUGGAAUAUGUGGCAUGUCCAUGAACAACUGCCUCCUUUGCCAGGAGACCAGAAAAAGUAGAUGGUGCCCGCCUGUCAUUACUGAACAUUUUAUUGAAAGAUUUUACAGAAGAAUCCUGACCAAAAGGGGGAAAAUGCAGAACAGAAUUUCAAAUUCUCAUGGACUCUAGACUUUAUGGAGCUAUGAAGGGUGGGUGAACCUCUGAUGCUGUUACCCAGAGGUAGUCUUUAAACCUUAAACUAAAAGUAUUCCCUUAAACAUGAACUUAAAACUGAAUAGUAAAUUAGCUUAACUGUGUAAAAAGUUUCCUGCCUGGAGCAUAAUGCCCUUUUAAGAACUAGAUAUGUGGGGUCAAAUUGACAACAGCAACUCAGAAGAUUAGAUGGGCACCUUAGGGAACAGUGGGUUUAUGUUAAUAAGGGAAGAACAACUCAGAAAAGGAGGAUGAGAAUGGUUGCACAACUUGAAGAAUGUAAUUAAUGUCACUAAAUUGUACAUGUAGAAACUGUUGAAAUGGUGUAUGUUUUGUAGUGUAUAUUCCCAAAAACAACAAAAUAAAUAAAACCUAAAAAUUUUUAGAAAAUCUCCCAAAGAAAAAACUCCAAGAAUUGUUUAAUAUAGAGACAUGUGUCUUCGUCAUCUAGUGCAGCUAUAACAGAAAUACCACAAGUGGAUGGCUUUAACAAAGAGAAAUUUAUUUUCUCACAGUCUCAGGCUGGAAGUCCAAAUUCAGGGCAUUAGCUCCAGGGGCAGGCUUUCUUUCUGUUGGGUCUGGAGAAAGGCCCUUAUCAUCAGUCUUCCCCUGGACUAGGAGCUUCUCUGCGCAGGAAACCCUGAUCCAAAGGACGUGCUCUGCUCCUGGUGCUGCUUUUUUGGUGGUACGAAGUCCCCCCCCCCCUCUGCUCACUUCCCUCUCCUUUGAUCUCUUAUAAGAUAAAAGGUGGUGCAGGCCACAACCCAGGAAAACUCCCCUUACGUUGGAUCAGGGAUGCGACCUGAGCAAGGGUGUUACAUCCUACCAUAAUCCUCCUUAGCAUAAUCCAAUCUUGCCUCAUUAACCACAGGCAGAGAUUAGUAUUUACAAUUCAUAGGAAAAUCACAUCAGAUGACAAAAUGGACAAUCACACAAUACUGGGAAUCAUGGUCUCGUCAAAUAGAUACACAUCUUUUUGGGGGACACAAUUCAAUCCAUGACAACAUGUUCAGUGAAUUGAGGUACUCGGACUAUUUCUACUUCAUAUUUUGUCUGUUGGCCACUUGGUGCUACAGUAUCUGCCUUAUUUAAUGGUGCUUUAUUCUACAUUUCAUGAGUUUUUUUUUUUUUUCUGGAACUUACUGAGUCAAAAGAGAAAUCAUAGCACACUCAAACUAUUAAUGGUAGGGUAUAUUUAGAUUAGCACCCAUAGUUUAUGCAUGCUUUGAAAAACCACAUUGGGACAAAUAGUUAAUAGCCUUAAUGUAUUAAAAACUUUUAUAAAUAAGAACAUAUUGAUUUACCGUUAAAGUACAGGCAAAAGGCAUGAAUGUAUAAUUCACAAAAGUACAAAUUAUCAAUAAAAAUAUGAAU
This is a messenger RNA of Loxodonta africana (African savanna elephant), 3913 nucleotides long. RefSeq names its product 2-hydroxyacyl-CoA lyase 1 (gene HACL1). The coding region runs from base 194 to 1939 and encodes 581 amino acids. Gene Ontology annotation, biological process: fatty acid alpha-oxidation. Gene Ontology annotation, cellular component: peroxisome. Gene Ontology annotation, molecular function: thiamine pyrophosphate binding; catalytic activity; magnesium ion binding. The transcript is spliced from 17 exons. NCBI's taxonomy places the organism in Eukaryota, Metazoa, Chordata, Mammalia, Proboscidea, Elephantidae. The record is from RefSeq and is a predicted model, not a curated record.